CGAAUUUGAUCGAAGUCUGGCUUCGACCGGAGGGCAUCGACCGCCAUAGCAACAACAUCUAAGCAACUUCGAACUUCGUGAAAAAGCGCGAGUGCUCGAAAAUGGAGGUUGCUGGUAAAAGAGUUCCAUCACCGAUAUUUGCGACUAAGGAUAAUCCUGCAGCUGAUCCCCGUCAAAUGAGGAGGAUCAUAGCUGAAGAUCCUGACUGGAGUCUUGCAACUGUUCCACUGCUUACAGAACUCUGUGUAAAGCACAUUGUGAAAAACUUUGAAGAUAACCCCGUUCUUGAUGAACUCCUUCCAAAGCAUAAGUUCAAAGUACUUGAAGCCUUGUCUACGGAAAUUGCCAUGAAAGUUACAGCUGGACUGGUUUCUGAUGAAGGAUAUUGGAAAAGAUGUUGUAAAGCACGAUGGGAAGUUUGUGAUAUCAACAACAAUGGAAACAGUUGGAAGAGGAUGUACUUUGAAAGGAAUUUACAAGGGCUCAUUGAAAAUUUUGUCCCAGAAACCACAGACCAAUCUUUGUUGAAUGAAACCCUUAAGCUGUCAGCUCCAUAUGUUAGAGGGUUAAACAUCAGACAGCUUCUGCCUCCUGUAAAAGAAACAUUAAUCAAAGAUGAUGAUAACUCUGAUGCUGGCAGUGAUGCUGGACAAGAUGGUCCAAACAUUGAUCACUUUGACUUUGGUCUUAUCACUCCAUCACUGAUACAUCUGGAAGAACUUCAUUUGACUUAUGGUGUUCGGGAUUGUGGGAUGAACUUUGAAUGGAACCUAUUUCAGUUUACUGCCAGAGAUUGUCUUCUUCUGGCUAAGGCUGUGAAAGCAUGUCACACCUUAAAAGUGUUCCAUCUUCACAGAAGUGGUGUGGAUGACGAGAAAGUUCGAGUUUUAAUCAGUCAUGUAUUGGACCAUCCCUCUCUCCUUACUUUAGAUCUUUCACACAACAAGAUUGAAGACAGUGGUGCGCGAGCGGUCGGCAAGUUACUGAAUGGUCGAUGUAACCUCACCACGCUAAACCUCUGCGAUAAUAAAAUACGAACGAACGGUGCUGCCGCCAUAGGACACGCCUUGGGGAAAAACACCACACUGACACGUAUUAAUCUUAGACUAAACAGACUGGGAGAUGAUGGUGGUCAAGCAAUUUGUCGCUCUCUGUUUAAAAACAACUCCCUCACACAUGUCCAUUUAGGAAGUAACGAUCUUGGUGAACCAACAGCGGCCAUUUUGUCACAGGUUUUAGCCGAUAACAAGACCUUGGUGGAUAUUAACUUAUCGUGCAACACAAUAGGACCGGAUGGAGGAAAAUCAUUACAAGAAGGAAUGGAGGAAAAUACGACGAUACAAACCAUGGACCUGAGACUAACAGAAGUGGGACAAGAAAAUGAAUACUGUAUAAAUCAAUUACUAAAAAGAAACAGAGAAGAAAAGUACAGACAUAGCCAGACAAGUUAACUCAGUUCUUGAUGGAGAUGUGAAGCUUGUUUCGCCGACAACGUCUGAAAUUGUGGACUGUCUCAAAAUGCCCUUAGAUAUUGUUUCUCGAGCGAAAAGCACUGAAACUACAUAUCAAUCUUAGUGUCUGUGUUUUUUUACUUGUCAACACAAAGAGGUUUUAUUUGGAGGUACACCUUUUGUUAAAAUAACCGUAUGAAUGAUGUUGAUGUAGUGGUAUGUCAAGGUGACACAGUACUUCUUAAAUGGACUGAGACACUUAAUUAUUGCAAAUAAAUCAUUUUUUAUUAUAUCGGA
Molecule: messenger RNA, 1748 nt
Organism: Stylophora pistillata
Lineage: Eukaryota; Metazoa; Cnidaria; Anthozoa; Scleractinia; Pocilloporidae
Product: dynein regulatory complex subunit 5
Molecular function (GO): protein binding
Source: RefSeq, a predicted model, not a curated record